AUGGCCACGCUGGAGAAGCCCACGAAGGCUCCUGAGUCACUCAAGUCAUUCCAGCAUGAGCAGCAGCAGCAACCCCUGCCACCACCAUUAUCAUCCAGAUGGCUGUCAACUUAUGAGAUCUUUGAGGAACCAUGUUAUAAAUGCACAGGGGCAAAGUCCUCUUCAAGACUCUCCUGGGACAACCCUCCAUCUUUGAUAAUUCAUACUGGAAAGAAACUGUACAAAUAUGAAGAAUGUUACAAGUCCUUUACCAACACCUCAUACGUUAGAGUGCAUGAGAAAAUUCAUACUGGAGAGAAAGCCUACAAAUGUGAAGACUGUGACAAAUUCUUUACCAACACCUCAUAUGUUAGAGUGCAUGAGAUAAGUCACACUGGAGAGAUACCCUACAAGUGUAUAAAGACUGUGACAAGUCCUUUACUAACACCUCAUUUCUUAGAGUUGGUGCGGAGCCUGAGGUGGCGGAAGCGGAAGGGGUCUUGGCGGGAUGCAGAAGUUCACUGCGGCCAGUGGAACCACGGCGGAGAGGUUGGUGCAGAGCUGAUGCGGGGUGGGUCGGCGAGGGCCCAGCAGGAUCCACUGAUAUUCAAGGAUGUGUCCAUAGCCUUCUCCCAGGAGGAGUGGGAAUGCCUAGACUCUGCUCAGAGGGCUUUGUACAGGGAGGUGAUGUUGGAGAACUACAGCAAUCUUCUGUUUAUAGGUCUUGCUGUGUGUAAGCCUGUUCUGGUCUCCUGUCCGGAAGAAAGCAAAGAGCCCUGGAAUGUGAAUAGAAGGGAGACUAGCAUGUAUAAUGUAGAGAAACCCUACAGAUGUGAGGAAUGUGACAGGUCCUUUACUUUGAUGUCACGUUUCAAAUUAUAUCAGGGGAGUCAUACUGGAGAGAAAUGCCAAAAAUGUGAAGAAUGUGGCAAAUCCUUUAGUAAAUGGUCAAGUCUUAGAGCACAUCAGCGAAUACAUACUGGAGAGAAACCCUACAAAUGUGAAGAAUGUGGCAAGUCCUUUAGUGAAUGGUCAAAUCCUAGAAGACAUCAGAGAAUAAAAACUGGAGAAAAACCCUACAAAUGUGAAGAAUGUACCAAGGCCUUUACUCAUAUGUCAAAAUUUCAAUUACAUCACCAAAUGCAUACCAUAGAGAAACCCUUCAGAUGUGAAGAAUGUGGAAAAUCAUUUAAUAAAAUGUCAAGUCUUAGAAAAAAUCAACAAAUACAUACUGGAGAAAAACUCUACAGAUGUGAAGAAUGUAGCAAGUCCUUUAGUCAUGUCUCAUAUCUUAGAGUACAUCAGCGAAUACAUACUGGAGAGAAACCCUACAGAUGUGAAGAAUGCAGCAAGUCCUUUAGUCAAAGGUCACAUCUUAGAUUACAUCAGCGAAUACAUACUGGAGAGAAACCCUUCAGAUGUGAAGAAUGUGGCAAGUCCUUUAGUAAAUAUUCAAAUCUUAGAAGACAUAAACAAAUACAUACUGGAGAGAAACUGUACAGAUGUGAAGAAUGUGGCAAGUCCUUUAGUCAAAGGUCAUACCUUGGAUUACAUCAGCGAAUACAUACUGGAGAGAAGCCCUGCAGAUGUGAAGAAUGCGGCAAGUCCUUUCGUCAAAUCUCACAUCUUAGAUUACAUCAGCGAAUACAUACUGGAGAGAAACCGUACAGAUGUGAAGAAUGUGGCAAGUCCUUUAGUCAAAGGUCACAUCUUAGGGUACAUCAGCCAAUACAUACUGGAGAGAAGCCCUACAGAUAUGAAGAACGUGGCAAGUCCUUUAGUCAAAUGUCAAGUCUUAUAAGACAUCACUGAAUACAUAAUGGACAAAAACCCUACAGAUGUGAAGAAUGCAGCAAGUCCUUUAGUCAAAUCUCACAUCUUAGAUUACAUCAGUGAAUACAUACUGGAGAGAAGCCCUACAGAUGUGAAGAAUGUGGCAAAUCCUUUAGUAAAUGGUCAAAUCUUAGAAGACAUCAGCGAAUACAUACUGGGGAGAAACCCUACAGAUGUGAAGAAUGUGGCAAGUCCUUCAGUGAAUGGGCAAGUCUUAGAAGAAAGCAACGAAUAUGUAUAAUCCUGCAGAUAGAGCGGACAGGUCCGAGAUGGCCAGAUGCCUGUGUUCAGCUCUUUCCCUCUGCACAAAUCCCCUCUCAUUUCUCGGCUGCUGAGUCACGGUGUUGCGCGGCUGCCAGGGCCAUGCUGGAGAAGCCCAUGAAGGAGUCACUCAAGUCAUUCCAGCAUAAGCAGCAGCAGCAGCGACCCCGUGCUGCCACCAUUAUUAUCCAGAUGGCUGUCGACUCAGUACAUGAGAGAAUUCUUACUGGAGAGAAAGCCUACAAAUGUGAAGACUGUGACAAGUCCUUUAGCAACACCUCAUAUCUUAGACUGCAUGAGAGAAUUCAUACUGGUGAGAAAUACUACAAAUGUGAAAAUUGUGACAAGUUCUUUACCAACAUGUCAAAGCUUAGAAUACAUCAGAGAAUUCAUGCUGGAGAAAACCCAUACCAAUGUGAAGAAUGUGAGCCUUUAGUCAAAUGGCGCAUCUUAGAGGUCAUCAGAGAAUUCAUACUGGAGAGAAAUACUACAAAUGUGAAAAUUGUGACAAGUUCUUUACCAACAUGUCAAAGCUUAGAAUACAUCAGAGAAUUCAUGCUGGAGAAAACCCAUACCAAUGUGAAGAAUGUGAGCCUUUAG
Messenger RNA from Nannospalax galili (Upper Galilee mountains blind mole rat), 2673 nucleotides. Its product is annotated as zinc finger protein 345-like. Gene Ontology annotation, molecular function: DNA-binding transcription repressor activity, RNA polymerase II-specific. Lineage: Eukaryota; Metazoa; Chordata; Mammalia; Rodentia; Spalacidae. The transcript is spliced from 8 exons. The record is from RefSeq and is a predicted model, not a curated record. Gene Ontology annotation, biological process: negative regulation of transcription by RNA polymerase II.